GCAACACAGUGCGCAACACGCACGAAGCGCACAGCGCAACUUCGAUUGGUGGAUUGUACUGUUUUUCGUGCUGCUUUGCGUUCGCAGCAGCAGGAGCGGCGUAUCACUGGGCGCGCACCUCGUGUGCGCACGCGUCGCCGGCCUCACCGACAAGCAGCGCAACAUGUGCCGCGCCACGCCCGCCGCCAUCGCUGCCGUUGGGGACGGUCUCAGGAUGGCGUAUGCAGAGUGCCGGCAGCAGCUGUCCGGGCACCGAUGGAACUGUUCUGGAGUGGGCGACGGCAACGAUUUCGGACACAUCAUGCCUUUAGCUACUAAGGAGGCCGCCUUCACGUACGCCAUAACUUCGGCUGGCGUCACGCAUGCGCUGAGCGCGGCGUGCGCGCGCGGCGACCUGCCUGCAUGUGGCUGUGCAGCUAACAGCAGGAGACGGCCGUCGACAGAGCAGUUCCAGUGGGGUGGCUGCGGAGAGGCCGCGUAUGGAGCGAGAUUCGCGCGUAGAUUCCUCGACGCAAGAGAGUUGGACGCAGAUGCGCGCGGGCGCAUGAACCUGCACAACAACCGCGUCGGCAGGAAGGUGAGCGAGAUGGUGAAAGACCUGGUCCGCCGCGAGUGCAAGUGUCACGGCGUUUCUGGGUCCUGCGCCAUGAGGACCUGCUGGAGAGCCCUACCCCAGUACAAGGCCGUGGCCACCGCUCUCCGAGACAAGUACAGAAAGGCCAAGCUGGUCGCACCUCAGCCACCGCAGUCCCAUCUGGUCAUACGCAGAUCAAAGCAAACGAUGGCGGUGGGCCGGCAGCCACGCAAGUCAGAACUCGUGUACCUGGAGCCAUCUCCGUCAUACUGCGAACCUGACGCAGUCUCGGGCUCCCUUGGCACACACGGAAGAGAGUGCAACAGAACCUCUAGAGGUGAAGAUGGCUGUGAGACGCUCUGCUGCGGCCGGGGCUACAACACCGUACGGGCGGUGAAGGCUACGCAGUGCCGCUGUCGCUUCCACUGGUGCUGUCGCGUCAGUUGUGAGACUUGCGUCGUCCGUACUGAGACGCAUGUGUGUAAAUAACCAGUAAACCGUCCAACCAACUGAGACGACUAACAGUACUGCCGUUGAAUCCAUUG
Molecule: messenger RNA, 1119 nt
Organism: Cydia amplana
Lineage: Eukaryota; Metazoa; Arthropoda; Insecta; Lepidoptera; Tortricidae
Gene: Wnt2
Product: protein Wnt-2
Exons: 8
Coding region: 164-1063 (299 amino acids)
Biological process (GO): neuron differentiation; positive regulation of JNK cascade; canonical Wnt signaling pathway
Cellular component (GO): extracellular region
Molecular function (GO): frizzled binding; cytokine activity
Source: RefSeq, a predicted model, not a curated record